CGUGGCCGAGAGUCUGUCGUGCGGGCUUCCUUCCCCUUGCCAAGAGCGAUUCGGCCCGCCCGUCCUUCCGUCGCGGUGGCCUCUGUCGUCGAGAGGAGGACGAGGGAUCGGGAUAGUUGUAGCAGAGAGAGCAUUUUGUCCUCGUGCUCGGGUGUCGGGCGUUGGCGGGGUGCUCUUGCGUCGACGACGAGGGAUCCAAGGAUCCAAGGAUCCAGGUGCCCGCGACCGCGACCGCGAUCGGAGAGAGGCCUACCGCACUGGAUCGUUGGAGUGAGCCGCGAGUAGAUGCAGGUUCCUUUUUUCGUCGGACAGUUUGGGCGUGCCGGCCAGUCGCAGCAGCAGCAGCAGCAGCAGCAGCAGGAGGAGGAGGAGGAGGUGGAGGAGUACGAGGACGAGGAGCAGCAGCAGCAGCAGGAGUAGCAGCAGUCAGAGUCGAGCGUUCGGUGUCGGAGGUCUCUCCCGGAGCUCAGGUCUUUGGGAAUUAGGGUCCCUCGAUUGACAAUUGUGGCCGAUCCUUAUCUUUGAACGAAAUCGUUGUGGAGUUCUGAUCAUCAUGACACGGUGAUCACAUCAGGUGCACAGGUUUUGGGAGUGCGAGGCGAUUUCGUCAUUUAGAGCUGUUGCCCAAAUUAUUCCCCCGAUACUGAACCCCGGGCUGGAACAGCGAAUUUCCUUCGCAACGAUCUCAUCAACCGUGAAGGGAAAUUAAAAUAGACCGAUCAGCGGCCAGGUAGCAAGUCGUUGCCCAACAGAAGGCGGGCUUCUUAGAGAAUUCAGAAGAGUACCAGAUGGUUAAAUUAACCAUUAUUGCGCGGGUCACAGACGGUCUACCUUUGGCAGAAGGUCUUGAUGAUGGACGGGAUCAGCAAAAAGAUUUGGAGUUUUACAAGCUGCAAGCUAAAUCGCUCUUUAAGAAGCUUUCUCAAGGUCAACACGAGCCGUCUCGCAUGUCAGUAGAGACCGGGUCCUACUUCUUCCAUUACAUUAUCGAGGGUGGUGUCUGCUACCUGACUCUAUGUGAACGCUCUUACCCCAAGAAACUUGCUUAUCAGUACCUGGAAGAACUGCAACGAGAGUUUGAAAAGGUUAACAGGAGUCAAAUCGAAACUGUGGCGAGACCCUAUGCCUUCAUCAAAUUUGAUACCUUCAUUCAGAAAACGAGGAAGCUCUACCUGGAUACUCGGACUCAACGUAACUUGUCAAAGUUAAACGAUGAUCUAUACGAGGUUCAGCAGAUCAUGACCCGCAACAUUCAAGAAGUGCUAGGUGUCGGGGACAGACUGGACCAGGUCAGCCAAAUGUCGAAUCGUCUUACUUCAGAAUCCCGCCAUAUGGUUAUGAUGGCUAAGGAUCUCAAUCGGCAGGCAUUGAUCAAGAAGUGGGCACCGGUGGUAAUUGUUGUAGGAGUUGUAUGUACUAUGUUGUUGCUGAGGCGAUACAUUUUCGGCUGAUUUUCUUUUAUAUAUUGGUUACCAUUAUUUCAGAGUUACAUCCAUUUGUCAAUAGUGUGCUUUAUUCCCACGCGUCAAAGUUGGGCUAAAGCAGCUCUCGAUUUUGUACUGUCAAACCGAGGGACUUCUCUCUAUGCUCUCAUUGCCGUUGGUAAACAGGGCGGUUGGGUUCGAGUAUCCAAGGACCAUGGUCAUGUGGUUUUAUCAUCCAAGGAAAUUGUGCUCGUCUCUUCGGGUUUGCAAUAUAGUUGUCAAACGAUUUCCUUUCUGCGAUUUUGCAACCUCUUGUAUACGGGUAACAUAGCGGUAGGUAUCAACACAUGUCGUCCUUUGUGUUGUACGUUCUCAUUAGACUCAAGUCCUCACUAAGUUUGCAUGGGAGUCUCAGUCUCAAUCUCAAUCUCAAUCUUGGCAAAAUAUUUGCAUGCUCUUGACAGUCGUUCAUAACGAAGUGAAACAUGUUGUGGACAUAUUUGAAGAGAGGUAGUUCAGGGCAGUUGAGGCAGCACACACGUUGGAUAAGCUUUCAUUGUUUCAAUGG
Marchantia polymorpha subsp. ruderalis is the source of this 1992-nucleotide messenger RNA. The record is from the annotation of a GenBank genome assembly. NCBI's taxonomy places the organism in Eukaryota, Viridiplantae, Streptophyta, Marchantiopsida, Marchantiales, Marchantiaceae.